Molecule: messenger RNA, 949 nt
Organism: Dioscorea cayenensis subsp. rotundata (Guinea yam)
Lineage: Eukaryota; Viridiplantae; Streptophyta; Magnoliopsida; Dioscoreales; Dioscoreaceae
Exons: 5
Coding region: 69-743 (224 amino acids)
Source: RefSeq, a predicted model, not a curated record
UUCCAACGAGUGGUCAAAACUGUCUGUUGUAAUGCCCCUCAGAAACUCUGAGCACAAGAAGCCCCACCAUGGCUUUGGCUUUCAGCUUCUCUCCUUCCUUUCCGGCCCUGGCUCCAAUCCUCCGUCCCAGACGACAAGAUGUUCUCCGGUGCUCUGCACCAAGGCAGACUUCUUCUGGUGGUGAUAAAGGCUCCCGGUCAGAGAACGCUUUGCUGAAGGUUGCAUGGUAUGGGUCAGAGUUCCUUGGCAUUGCGGUGUCCUUUUUCCGGCCAGCCAGAAGCAUAGAGGAGCUUCCUGUGUCUACCAAUGUGUUGGAGAAGAUUGAUCGCACCCAAGUAGUCGAAGCGAUCAAGCAGGAUUUCCAGCACUCCUACUUUGUCACAGGUAAUCUAACUCUCAAUGCUUAUGAAGAAGAUUGUGAAUUUGCCGAUCCAGCAGGAUCAUUCAGAGGUCUUCAGCGUUUUAAACGUAACUGUUCUAACUUUGGUUCACUGCUUCUAAAGACGGAUAUGAACCUCACAAAGUGGGAGGAUUUUGAGGACAAGGGUGUCGGGCAUUGGCGAUUUCGCUCUAUCAUGAUAUUUCCUUGGAGACCUAUUCUUUCAGCCACUGGUUAUACAGAGUACUUCUUUAAUGCACAAUCUGGGAAAGUAUGCAGGCAUGCCGAGCAUUGGAAUGUUCCUAAAAUGGCACUUUUAAAGCAGAUAUUCAGGCCUUCUCGCUGGGUAUGGGAGAAAUCCUAAACCUUUAAAGAACAAAAGACGCGCAAUUGCAAAGGUUCAAUAUGUUUGCAUUUCUUGCUGUCUGUUUAUAAGCAAUUUCUCAAAGCUGAUGAGUGGGAAAUACAUGAAGGUUUGCCCAUGUACGGAAUGUCAGUGACCUCCUGGUUAAACAAUAGUGUAUAUAUUUGGAGUUCAGGAAUCAAAUCAAAACACCCAUUUAAGGUGAA